Catharus ustulatus (Swainson's thrush) is the source of this 1712-nucleotide messenger RNA. It is a transcript of the gene TSPAN31, whose product is annotated as tetraspanin 31. The record is from RefSeq and is a predicted model, not a curated record. Bases 27 to 1190 code for a protein of 387 amino acids. Gene Ontology annotation, cellular component: membrane. NCBI's taxonomy places the organism in Eukaryota, Metazoa, Chordata, Aves, Passeriformes, Turdidae. The transcript has 10 exons.
AGGGGGGUUAUGGGGCGGGGGGAGUCAUGCCCGGGACCCCCCGGGAGCGGGGCUCACGGCAGCGCCCCGACGGGCUCGUCCUUGGCAGCUGCGGCGGCGGCGGCGCGGGAGCAGCGGCGCAGCAUCCCUGCGCAUCCCGUUACCACGGCAACGGCGGGGAUGGCGCUGGGACCAGCCGCGGACCCCCCGGUGUCACCCCCGUCACUGCCGUGUCCCCCUCGUGGAACCCGCGUGGACCCGGGCCAGCCAGAGGAGUCCAGCGCUUUCCCACCGGAGCGCGAGUAGAGCCCAAACCACAUGGAGUGGAGAUCAGCCCGGAACGCCUCAGCCGAGGGGACGAAGCGCUCGAGCAGCGCCAGGACCGGCGUGUCCAGGGCGGCCUCCAGGAACCGCUGCUGCUCCCGCCGCUCCUCCGCCGUCUCCUCCUCAUCCCGCCCCGUGAGCGGCUCGUAGUUAUCCAGGAGCGCCAGCAGCCGCGAGAAGCGCCCGAACCCCGCGACCCCCCCGGCCCCGCCAUGGUCUGCGGAGGCUUCGCCUGCUCGCGCAACGCGCUCUGCGCUCUCAACGUGGUUUAUGUGCUGGUGGGGGUGCUGCUGGUGGCCGUGGCGGGCUGGGCUCGGAGCCUGGGCAUGGGCUCCAGCCCCCCGCUGCUCGGCGGAGCCUUCGCCGUCGGAGUGUUCCUGCUGCUGAUCGCGGGGCUGGGGCUGCUCGGGGCCCUGCGGCACCACCAGGUCCUGCUCUUCUUCUACGUGCUGAUCCUGGGGCUGGUGUUCCUGUGCCAGCUCGGGGUGUCCUGUGCCUGCCUCGCCCUGGGCCGGGAGGCUCAGGAGCGGCUCCUGCACUCAGCCUGGCCCCUGCUGAGCGGGGGGGCUCGGGGGGAGCUGCAGCGCCGGCUGGGCUGUUGUGGUUUGGGGGAGCCCCCCGGGACCCCCCCUCCUGUCAGCACCCCCACAAUGAGCUCCCCUGGGCUGGAACCCCCAAACUGCCCUGCUAGGUGCCAGUUCUCCCCGGGGGGAUCCCCCCCGUGCCCCCCCUGCGCCCCCCAACUGCUGCAGCACUCGGACCAGGCCCUCAAGAUCCUGGGGGGGGUCGGGCUCUUCUUCAGCUUCACUGAGGUUUUGGGGGUCUGGCUCGCCCUGCGCUUCCGGAACCAGCGUGACCCCCGCGCCAACCCCGGCGCCUUCCUAUAGUGGGGAGGGGGCCUGGGGGGGGCACAGCUCCUCUGGGGAGGGGUCCCAGCCGUGGGGGAGGGGGUGCAGAACCCCCCCAAUGCUGACAGCUGCAGCCCACAGCCGCAUGAAGCACUGGGGACACCCCCAAAAUGUGACACCCCCUCCCCCACACAGCAGAAGGGGCUGGGGGAGGAGCCCCCCCCCCCCUCCCCCACUCAUCUCAGUCUGAGCUGUCCCAAACUGGUUUGUACUGGUCAUUCACACCCCCCACACCGUGCUGUGUCCCCCCCAGACUGGGGGCAGGACCCCCCACCACAGCUCUGACCCCUCCCCCGUGGUCCCCCCUGAUGGGCAUUGAGGGCUGGGGGAGGGGUCACAACCUCCCCAUCAACACCCCCAAACUGGUCUGUACUGGUUUGCACCGUGACUGGCACCAGUGACCCCUCCCAGACCCGAUGGGGGGGGAGCAGGGGGACCCCUCCCCCCCUACUGCCACCAUGGGGGGGUCACCGUGUCCCCCCAAUAAACACACAACACUGA